AUGGCCCAAGGGCCAAGGCGCAAGGCCCAGGGCCAACCGCCCAGACCGCCAUCCGGACAAGGAGAGAAGCCGCGAUACUACUACUACUUCUACUACGAGUACGACUACUACUACCACUACUUCUACUACUACUACUUCUUCUACUCCUACUUCUACUACUUCCCCUACUUCUACUACUGUCACUACUCCUACUAUCAUAUCCUCUCUCUCUCCGACAACGACGACAACGACCACAACGACCAACAAUCCACGACAACCACCACCACAACCACCACCACCACCACCACCACAGCUUCUGCAGCUUCCACCAUCAUUCGCAUUACCACGACUAAUCGCAGUACCCUCGUCUGCCACCCAACCCCCCUCGCCGAAGAUGCAAUGACCUUUCCCAACUAUGCCGCCAGCUUCGUGUCUCCUGUCGCUAUUCCGGGCUCGUCGCCCGAACUAUCGGGCCCCAAGUCCUCCAAGUCCUCCAAGUCUUCCAAAUCCUCCAAAUCGUCCUCCUUCCACUCCUCCUACCAAUCCGAUAACAGCAUCCUGUCCGACGUGGGCAACUUCGAAGAGAUAGGCCUGGACGACGAGUCCAGGUCCGAGGCGGGGAUAGGCACCUUCGAAGUCAAGACGACGAGCAAUCCCUACGAUGCCUCCCUCCCAUCCGAUCGGCGGAAGCCUUCGAAUGCGAGUGCGACAAGACGGAGCCCGAUGCCUGCGACAACCGGAACCCGAGCCCAGCGCGAGCUGACGGCCGGGAAGACACACCCGCACUUCCCGAGCCUGCGUGGCCAGGUCCACAGCGCGACCGUCGGCCUGGGCUUGCUGCCGAUGCAGAACGGGGCGCGCAUGGGGCUGCCGAGUCCCAGCGUGGGGCCCCUGCCGAUGAUGAAGCGGAAUCGCAGCUCGAGCCCGGGUAUGGCGCGGAUCCCGAGCCUGAGUCUGUCCAUGAAGCACCGCCGGGCCAGCUCUCAGGCGAAUCGCGAGAGGAAGACGGCGGAGCAGUUGGAGAUGGAAUGUGACGAGGAUGAUGGGGACGACGUGCCCGAUGAAUGCUUUCUGGAGAAUGUGCCCAUGUCGCCGCGGCCGAAGUUGGAGAGGAUCAAGAGUACGCCGCCGUCGGCUGCCACGAGUCCGGAGAGGUCGCCCAGGUCUGGUGGGAAGGAGAGGGUCAAGAGUGUUGGCAAUGGCACAUCGCCGAGGCCGGCGGAGCAAGGGGAACUGAGGUCCCCGAAACGGCAGGCUCAUCCGGGAGCGAGUAUGGGGCAGUUUCCUUUCCAUCAUCACUCUUUUCCCAACGGCCGAGCCAAGAGCUGGAACGACGCCUUGUCGGAAUUGAGCGCAGAAGCAAAAGCCCUGACGGAAGCGUUGGAAGCCCACGCGGCAAACGAGGAGAAGAAACCCAGACCGAAUGACCCCAUGGCGAGGAGGAGCUUCAAUACCAAGAGUCGACCCGCGGCGGAGAAGCCGAGGAUCAAGUCGGCUCUGGCAGAACUGCCACCCCUCCGCCGGACGGAUAUAAUGAUUGAUCCCUUGCCGAUAUCCAAAGAGAAGGAGGCCGUUCUGUCACGGACUCGUCCGUCGUGGCUCCCACCGAAGUGUCCCGCAGAGGAGAAGCGCCAUCUGAAAGAAUAUCAGAAGAUGAUGGCUUCCGCCAUGCGAGCCGAGCAGGAGAGAGCGGCCCAAGAGAAGAAUAAGAUUACGUGUCGGGAUGAUACAGCUAGCUCCCUCCUCCGCAUAUGGGAAGAACACGUCCUCCCCAACUGGGACGACGUCACGCGGCAGAAACGCACUCGCGAGCUCUGGUGGCGCGGGAUUGCGCCCCGCAGUCGUGGCACGGUCUGGGAGAAGGCUAUCGGUAACCAGCUCAGUCUCUCGGCCUCGUCGUACACAGCUGCGCUGCGUCGCGCGCAUGCAUUGGAGACCACGAUCCAGAGUGGGAGUCAGCUGAGUCCUGAUGAGGAGAAGAAGAAGAUGUGGCUGAAGGCGAUCCAGAAGGAUGUCAAGGGCACGUAUCCCGAGCUGAGGAUCUUCCAAGCGGGUGGCCCGUUGCAUGGGGCGCUGCUGGAUGUGCUGAAGGCGUAUGCCAUGUACCGGAGUGAUAUUGGCUACGUCCCCGGGACAUCGACGAUAGCAGCCCUCCUCCUCCUGAAUCUCCCGACCCCUGCCGCCUCCUUCUCGGCCCUCUCUAAUCUCUUAAACCGGCCCAUCCCCCUCUCCUUCCACACGGGCGACUCCGGCGCCAUCACACGGACCUAUGCCCUUCUAUCCUCAACACUCAAGCUCAAGUCCCCUCGACUCGCUCAACACCUCGCCUCGCUUGCCUCGCCUUCCCCCGCGCAAGAACCUACGCACCCCCCGGGCCAAGAAGGCGACGCCUACCUGAACCAGAUCUUCACGUCCCUGUUCACAGAAUCGCUGAGUUUGGACAACGCGACGCGCUUGUGGGACGUGAUGGUUUUCGAGGGGGACGCGAUAUUAGUGCGCGCCGCGGUGGCGUUUCUGACCGCGCUGGAGGGGACGCUGUUUGGAUGUGAAAGUUUGGAGCAGGUCGAGCGGGUUGUGAGGUCGGGGCUUGGGGAACUGGGGGAGGAGGAAUGGAUGAAUGCUGUCAGAAGCGCGGGAAAGGCGUAG
Messenger RNA from Drepanopeziza brunnea f. sp. 'multigermtubi' MB_m1, 2625 nucleotides. RefSeq lists its product as uncharacterized. The record is from RefSeq and is a predicted model, not a curated record. Lineage: Eukaryota; Fungi; Ascomycota; Leotiomycetes; Helotiales; Drepanopezizaceae.